GUGGCCAUUUCAUUGCAUUACGCUUCGUUUUCUAGGGCUUUCUGUCUACGAACCUCUCCCUGUGGACGCACACCCACUCCUUGCUCUUCUUCCUCCACGCCAAUCUCGUCACCUCUUCGGCGUCUCCCCGCCCCUGGCCGACGCCGCUCCGCCUGCUCUCCGCUCCCUUGUUCAAAUUUCAAAUUUAGCCUCCAGGCGCUUUCAUUUGACGUUUUACUCGCUCCCUUCGGUGCGGUCCCGCGUAUGCACGGUGUAUUUUCCCAACUGCGCGUUAGUAAUCUCCUGUGUCGGGGCGCAUUAAGGCAAUUCGAUGCGGUUUGGACGAUGACAUGGUUGCAUGGAUGAGUUCUCAGGAAGUACAAACUUGCGGGAAACCUCUGGAUACUCUUAUUGAGAGGGUGCUAUGUACGAACAUAUUGUCGUCAGAUUACUUCAAAGAGCUCUUCAGCCUGAAGACAUACCUUGAGAUCGUAGACGAGAUUUAUAAUCAUGUAGAUCACGUUGAGCCAUGGAUGACUGGGAAUUGCCGGGGCCCAUCUACUGCGUUUUGUUUACUCUACAAGCUUUUUACGAUGAAAUUCACUGUGAAGCAGAUGCAAGAUAUCCUGGAUCAUCCAGAUUCUCCUUAUAUUCGUGCCCUAGGGUUUUUGUACCUAAGGUACGUUGGAGACCCGAAGACUCUGUGGGAUUGGUUUGAACCAUAUGUUGAGGAUACAGAAGAAUUUUCUCCUGGUUCCAACGGCAAAAUGACUACCAUGGGUGUAUAUGUUCGGGAUAUAAUUUUGAAUCAGUAUUAUUUUGACACCCUUUUCCCUCGCAUACCUGUGCCUAUUCUACGACAAAUUACUGCUUGUCUUGAACGUAUGAAGCUUCCAACCCAACCCUCGGGAAUCACUGGGAACAGUAGUCGGCAUGGUGCAGACGAAACAGCUAGAAGACCGCCCUCGGUUAAGGCAGCCUUAUCUGUGUCUUUCGGGCAGCGGGCUCCUCACCGGGCAUUUACUCGAGAUGCUUCUCCUGUUCGCCGAAUUGCUCCUGUUCGGGAGGCAGCAGGUGCGGACGGCGUAAGGGAUAAAAAUGGGGAUUAUGGUCGUGACAAAAGGAGCUCUCGGGAUAGGGAAAGGCGUGACAGCGAAGCUCGGGAUCGUGGCCGCGCUGGGGAGCAGGAGAAGGACAGGGCCAGCGAAAGAGAGAGAGAAAGAAGUAGAGAUUACGAUCGUGAAGGGAGUCGUGGAAGGGUUCGAGAUGACAGGGAUAGAGACGAUGAUCGAGAUUAUUCCAGAUACAGGGACGUGGACAGAAAUCGAGACAGUGAACGCGACAGAGCAAGGACUAGAGAUAGAGGAUGGGAGAGGGAUGAUGACAGGUCCAGGGACAGGAGGAGAGACCGAAGCCCUGAUAGGAGUCGGGCAAGAGAACGAAGGUAUGACGGUGAUCGGCGACGAAGUCGUAGUCGCAGCCCUGCUCAUCACAACAGAGGGGCAGAUCGCGACAGAUCAAGAAGUCCUGGAAGAGCUGCUCCAGCGUCUAAUAACCUCAAGAAGUUGCUGGAUGUCUAUGGAGAUGCCAGCCACACAAAGACCCAGCCUGUCAGUUGCGUCUUGGCCUUUUUCGCCCUUUUCAGUUGCUGCGCACGAGAUUUUAGGUAGCCGCAGAAAGAUUAGCUUUCAUAGUGGAUGAAGCAUUGACGGGAUGGUGUGUGGGGUUUCAAGUACCACCAGCAUCAUCGGUGUGGUGAGUGUUUCUUAUUUUCAAUUCUUUUCUUUGGUAUUUGGGUCAUGUGAUUGUGGGUGGUCCGCGUGUGGUAUAUGGGGCUGAUUUGACGAGUACAAUCUGCUCGUUGUGUUUCAAUGGAACUUUAUGGACGUAGAAAUAGGAGUGCUGGGUUGUCUUAAUGGUUUUCAUUGGAACUAAUGCAAGUUUCAUUGUUUCUUGUUUCAUUCGGUCUAUUCUUCAACAAACUGGAUGAAUUUAUCGAGCUUUGGUUCUACCGAAGGCAAGUAGGACCUUAUCCAGUGACCCGAAUGUACUAAAAUGGAGGAGGUAGCUCCUGGUAGAUCUUGUGCCUUUGUACAUAUGUUGCCUGUAAUGGUGGCUUCAGUUGUCACACUUGAUAAUGGUAAGUCGUUAUAUUUAGCUCGUUUUUGUGACACUAAUCAUCUGAAGUUUCCACUAUGCCUCCAGUGAAGAGACGCCUCAAGGGCUCGUAUCAAUUCCAGUAUCAGCUUGUCAUGGACGUUUGUCUUUCAUGGAGCAACUGGAGAUUCCUUUUAAGCUAUGCUAUGAUGCACCUACCGUUGUGCAUGUCUGUAACACGGUAAUAAAGUCUGGAUCUUACUGUCACCAUUACAUGUAA
Molecule: messenger RNA, 2356 nt
Organism: Physcomitrium patens
Lineage: Eukaryota; Viridiplantae; Streptophyta; Bryopsida; Funariales; Funariaceae
Source: RefSeq, a predicted model, not a curated record